This is a messenger RNA of Eurypyga helias (sunbittern), 453 nucleotides long. Its product is annotated as ras-like protein family member 11A. The transcript has a single exon. NCBI's taxonomy places the organism in Eukaryota, Metazoa, Chordata, Aves, Eurypygiformes, Eurypygidae. The record is from RefSeq and is a predicted model, not a curated record. The annotation marks the transcript as partial. Gene Ontology annotation, molecular function: GTPase activity; GTP binding.
GUGCAGGAAGACUGCGUGCAGGUGCUGGACUCCCUGUCCAGGUGCGUGAAGUGGGCAGAGGGCUUCCUCCUGGUCUACUCCAUCACCGACUACGGCAGCUACCAGUCAGUCCGACCCCUCUACCAGCACAUACGCCAGGUCCACCCGGAUGCCAGGACUCCGGUCAUCAUCGUGGGGAACAAAGCCGACCUCCUCCACGCCAGGCAAGUGCAGGCGAAAGAGGGACUACAGCUGGCAAAUGAACUGGGUAGCCUGUUCUUGGAAAUCUCCACGAGUGACGACUCCCAGGGCGUCCUCAAUGUUUUCCAGUAUCUUUGCAAGGAGGUCAGCAAGCUACAGCACGCCGGCAGCACAGACAGGAGGCGGUCAUCCAUCAUUCCUCGGCCCAAGUCUCCCAACAUGCAAGACCUAAAGAGACGUUUCAAACAGGCUUUAUCUUCCAAAGUCAAAUAA